This is a messenger RNA of Polyodon spathula (Mississippi paddlefish), 3372 nucleotides long. RefSeq names its product procollagen-lysine,2-oxoglutarate 5-dioxygenase 2-like. Lineage: Eukaryota; Metazoa; Chordata; Actinopteri; Acipenseriformes; Polyodontidae. Gene Ontology annotation, cellular component: endoplasmic reticulum. The record is from RefSeq and is a predicted model, not a curated record. Gene Ontology annotation, biological process: peptidyl-lysine hydroxylation. Gene Ontology annotation, molecular function: L-ascorbic acid binding; iron ion binding; procollagen-lysine 5-dioxygenase activity. The transcript has 20 exons. The coding region runs from base 204 to 2477 and encodes 757 amino acids.
GACAGUGUUCUGUUGCAUCCUCUGACAAAGAGGGUUCAGGGAAAGUUUGCCCAGGAGCUGCAAGUUUUCCUUUACCGUUAUUAGUAUCGCGAGACCCCGAGGCUGUGUGUAAACUUUCGAUUGAAAACGCUGUCGCUGAUCCGAGAAAUAGACCAGUGAUUCUGUUGCUCACUCUCACUGAGCGAGUUUGUGUGAGGCCGAACAUGGCGUUGGAGUACAUCCAGUUAUUGUAUCUCUUUAUUUUAACGGUUUUAGAGUUUACUCAUCCACUGGAGCCUGUGAACUCGGAGCCAUUGCCAAUUCCAACAGACAAAUUGCUCGUACUUACUGUUGCAACUCAACAAACAGAUGGCUUUCUUCGUUUCAUGCAAACAGCGAAGUACUUCAACUACACUGUCAAGGUACUUGGAAUGGGGGAGGAAUGGAAAGGUGGUGAUGUAGGCAAAUCAAUAGGUGGGGGGCAAAAAGUACGACUACUGAAGGAGGCAAUGCAAAAUUAUGCGGACCAUGAAGACCUUGUUGUGAUGUCUGUUGACAGUUAUGACCUCAUCUUUGCUGGUGGCCCUGAAGAGCUGUUGAAGAAGUUCCAGCAAGCGAAUCACAAAGUGGUAUUUGCUGCUGAGGGGCUGGUUUGGCCAGAUAAAAGGCUGGCUGACAAAUAUCCAUCCAUCCGGAGUGGGAAAAGAUUUCUAAACUCUGGAGGAAUUAUUGGCUACGCUCCACAUGUUAACAAGAUAGUGCAACAGUGGGAACUUCAUGAUAAUGAUGAUGAUCAACUUUUUUACACCAAAGUUUACCUGGAUCCAUUACAGAGGGAAAGCCUGAACAUAACUUUGGAUCACAAGUCUCAGAUUUUUCAGAACCUCAAUGGAGCAGUAGAUGAGGUCUUACUAAAAUUCGGAACAGAGAGAGUGAGAGCAAGAAACAUUGUGUACGACUCGUUGCCAGUAGUCAUUCAUGGAAAUGGAAAUACCAAAAUUUACCUAAACUAUCUCGCUAAUUACAUACCUAAUGUUUGGAACUAUGAGCAAGGAUGCAAUGUUUGUGAUAAUGACCUCUUUGAUUUUACUGAGCUUAAGGAAUAUCCAAGUGUGACUAUUGGUGUGUUCAUUGAACAGCCAACUCCCUUUGUGCCUGAAUUUUUUGAAAAAUUACUGAACCUGGAUUACCCAAAGGAUAAACUUAAUAUCUUUAUCCAUAACAAUGAAGUGUACCAUGAAAAGCACAUGCAGAAGCUGUGGGUGCAAAAUAAGAAUGUGUUUAAGAGCUUUAAAGUUGUGGGCCCUGAGGAGAACCUGAGCCAAGGGGAAGCCAGGAAUAUGGGAAUGGAACUCUGUCGCACACGUGAAAGCUGUGACUACUAUUUUAGCAUUGAUGCUGAUGUUGUGCUGACAAACACCCAGACCUUGAGGCUGUUAAUUGAACAAAACAGAAAAAUAAUUGGUCCUUUGGUAAGCCGUCAUGGUAAACUCUGGUCAAACUUCUGGGGUGCUUUAAGUCUGGAUGGUUACUAUGCUCGCUCUGAAGAUUAUGUUGACAUUGUACAAAGCAAACGAGUUGGUGUAUGGAAUAUUCCAUACAUGGCUCAUAUCUACCUCAUUAAGGGCGAGACUCUCAGAAAUGAAUUGAAGGAGAGAAACCAGUUUGUUUUGGAGAAACUGGACCCUGACAUGGCGCUCUGCAAAAAUGCUCGGCAGCUGACAAUACAAAGGGAAAAAGACUCCCCUUCUCCGGAAUCAUUCCAUAUGCUCAGACCCCCAAAGGGAGUUUUCAUGUACAUUACAAAUCGCCAUGAAUUUGGAAGGCUAAUUUCAACUGCAAAUUACAAUACAUCUCACUUCAACAAUGACUUGUGGCAGAUUUUUGAAAACCCAGUGGACUGGAAGGAAAAAUACAUUCACCAAAACUAUUCAAAAAUAUUUACCCAGAAUCUGGCAGAGCAGCCCUGUCCAGAUGUAUUCUGGUUCCCCAUAUUUUCUGAGAAAGCAUGUGAUGAAUUGAUAGGAGAAAUGGAACACUAUGGAAGCUGGUCAGGUGGAAAGUAUACGGAUAAACGCAUUUCUGGGGGUUAUGAAAAUGUUCCAACAGAUGAUAUUCACAUGACGCAAAUUGAUUAUGAUAAGGAAUGGCUGCAUUUCAUCAGAGAGUAUAUUUCUCCAGUAACGCUCAAAGUUUUUUCUGGCUAUUACACAAAGGGCUACGCAUUGCUGAAUUUCGUUGUUAAGUACACUCCUGACAGACAGGCAUCAUUGAGACCACAUCAUGAUUCCUCAACGUUUACGAUCAACAUCGCUCUUAACAGUAAAGGAACGGAUUUUGAGGGUGGUGGCUGUAAGUUUCAUAGAUACAACUGCUCUCUUGAAUCUCCAAGAAAAGGAUGGAGUUUCAUGCACCCAGGAAGACUGACUCACUUGCACGAAGGACUACCAACUACAAAUGGGACACGAUACAUUGCUGUUUCUUUCAUUGACCCAUAAACUAGGAUGAAAUGCUAGCUUUUCUUUUUUAUUAUUUGAACACACCUUUUUUUUUUUUUUUUUUUUUUUUUUACAAGUGGUAAAAUAGUGGAAACAUAUUUGUGAUGCAUUUGACAUGAAACCGUGAAAUUUCAAUGCUCUGCAAAAUCAUCUUAUUUUAAGAAAAUGCUACCAAAGGAAGCUGAAGUGUAACAAGUGGAAAUGACUGAAGAUAUGAUAAUUUAGCUGAUUUAAUAAAGAUGUCUUCAAAUAAAUGUAAAAAUGUGUGAUAAAAAAGCAAAGGUGUUUUCAACAUACUUUUAAACUGUUGCCAUUAAAUAAUUGAAUGGCUUGACUCUAAAAAUUUCUAAAAUUUAGAUUUUAGAUUCUUGUUUUAUUAUGUUUUGGCUGAAUUUUGGAUGUUCUUGGAGAUUACAUGUUGCUAUUGUCAUUUUAUGGUUUUUUUGGGGGGGAGGGUGGGUUUUGUCAUCAGAAAUACGUCUUACUACUGAUUAUUUCUUGUGACACUGUCAGUGUUAUCAGGAUAAUGUGCCCAUGAACUGAGAGUAUUCAAUUUUUGUAAUUUUGCACACCAGCUCCAGAAAAAUAUUAGAACACUGGUGCUAUGAUAUUCUGGAUUUGUAUACAACUUUUACUUGAAAUUGACUCUGUUUAAACAUGUUUUUGUUUUAAAAAGAUUUUUAAUAUUCAACGUGACAAUUGAACUGAUUAUUAUUUUAAGGAGAAUCAAAUCAGUUUUAUUGUUUACUGUAAGAGGUUUUUCAUCUUAAAACGAGCUGAGCACCAUGACCACAUUCACCAAAUUAACGUAUUAUGUCAUAUUGAUGUAAAAAAAAAAAAAAAUUAAAAAAAAAUAAAGUGUUAUUUGUCCACAGGUACAAUAAGAUGUUUUUGU